Molecule: messenger RNA, 763 nt
Organism: Canis lupus familiaris (dog)
Lineage: Eukaryota; Metazoa; Chordata; Mammalia; Carnivora; Canidae
Product: thymosin beta-4-like
Exons: 2
Coding region: 207-341 (44 amino acids)
Biological process (GO): actin filament organization; regulation of cell migration
Cellular component (GO): cytoplasm
Molecular function (GO): actin monomer binding
Source: RefSeq, a predicted model, not a curated record
GCCGACGAGGACGAGCGUGGCCGAGCACGUGACUUUUAAGGAGGCGCGUGGCCCCGCCUUUCCGCCUGCGCGCUCUGUGUGUCGCCUGGUGUAGAGAGUAAAGGCUGUGUCUCCAGGAAGAGAGAGGGAGAGCGACCACAGCACAGACCGGAUCCCUCUCCUCUCUCCAGCUCACUCGUUCGCCUCGCUCCGCUUCCUCUGUAACCAUGUCUGACAAACCCGAUAUGGCUGAGAUUGAGAAAUUCAAGAAGUCGAAAUUGAAGAAGACAGAAACGCAAGAGAAAAAUCCACUGCCUUCGAAAGAAACGAUUGAACAGGAGAAGCAAGCAGGCGAAUCGUAAUGAGGCAUGCGCCACUAAUAUGCACUGUACAUUCCACAAGCAUUGCCUUCUUAUUUUACUUCUUUUAGCUGUUUAACUUUGUAAGAUGCAAAGCGGUUGGAUCAAGUUUAAAUGACUGCGCUGCCCCUUUCCACAUCAAAGAAUGGAGAACUACUGACAACGAAGGCGCCUGCCUUUCCCAUCUGCCUGGCUGGCUGGCUGGCUGGCUGGCAGGGAAGGAAAAGAACUUGCAUGUUGGUGAAGGAAGAAGCUGGGUGGGAGGACAGUGAGAUCUAGAGUAAAAAACCAAGCUGGCCCAAGGUAUCUUGCAGGCUGUCAAAAUGCAGUUUAAUCAGAGUGCCAUUUUUUUGUUCAAAUGAUUUUAAUUAUUGGAAUGCACAAUUUUUAAUAUGCAAAUAAAGUUUUAAAACGUGAAAAAAAUA